GCAUUCCAGAGGCAGGUGCAGGAGUGUCUGACCCAGCUGGAGCUGAUAAAUAAGCAGUAUCGUCAUCUGGCCAGAGAGGAUCGCACAGAUUCCACCUGUCGCCUCCGAGAAAUGGUGCAUGAUGGGAACCGUCGCUGGGACAACCUACAAAAGAGGGUGGCCUCCAUCCUGCGCAGGCUCAAGGUAUGCUGGGACUAUCAUGAACAACAGUUUCACAGACUUUACUGUGUGAACACAAUGACUUAUGUAGUUUAUUUGUCAACACAUAACAGUAGAAAUUCUAGUUAUUGAACAAACCUAUAACACUGUUGCCCUCUCUCUGGGUUCUCUCAGCACUUUAUUGGUCAGAGGGAGGAGUUUGAGACAGCUAGAGACAGCAUCUUGGUGUGGCUCACUGAGAUGGACCUGCAGCUCACCAACAUAGAACACUUCUCAGAGUGUGACGUCCAGGCCAAGAUCAAACAGCUAAGGGUGUGUUUGUGUGACUUUGAAUACUAGCUAUCUAUUAAAUGGUUUUAGGAUUUGAAUGCAUGAACUUUGUAUGACGGCUCAUUCCGUGCUAUAUGUAUUAGUAUCCUCCCUUGACCGAUUUAACUGGCAUCACAAAUGAGGCUAACAGCAUUUCCCCUGACAUUACUUGAUUGUGGUGCCCACCUUAGAAACACAUACUGAAAUAUCUAACCCCUGACCUUUACCCUAUGUGUGUGUAUUCAGGCAUUCCAGCAGGAGAUCUUUCUGAACACAGGGAAGAUUGAGCUGGUGUUCAGGCAGGGGGAGGCACUGAUAGAGAAGGGUGAGCCGCUGGAUGCUGCUGUCGACAGAUACUACAAGAAGCUCACACGCCUGCCUGUGAGUAAUGCCUUUUGUGUACAGAAUACACACACACACACCAACUGCCAGUUGGUGUGUGUCCGACAGGGUAGAACCAGGUGUCAGGUGGUAUUGGGUUGCAUGGAGUACCGCAUCUGUCUGUGACUUAAACGAUAUGGGCCAUUUGCCAAUAUGACAUAACUGGCAUAACCUUGUACACACACCUAGCACAUACCAUACAAACACACACACUCACUCCCCCUCCCUCUCCCUCCCUUCAGCUUGCCGAAGACGAGCUAGACUACUCUGACCGAGAACUGGACAUGGAUGAGUCGUCUGACCUCUCUGACUUGCAGUGGGGUGACUCCUCUCUUCCACACCCCUUCAGCUGCCCCACCUUGGGCUCUGUACUCCCCCUACGGGUGGACCGUUCGGGCCGGGACACCCCAGCCAGCAUGGACUCUAUCCCCCUGGAGUGGGACCACGACUACGACCUGAGCCGAGGGCUGGAGAGUGCUGGGGGGCGAAGUCUGGGGCCAGAGAGGGGUCGAGGACAGAAGCUGGAGGAGGAGUACCUCAGGACGGCUGCUGCUGUGUUGUCA
Coregonus sp. 'balchen' is the source of this 1412-nucleotide messenger RNA. The record is from the annotation of a GenBank genome assembly. NCBI's taxonomy places the organism in Eukaryota, Metazoa, Chordata, Actinopteri, Salmoniformes, Salmonidae.